Hypoxylon fragiforme is the source of this 3457-nucleotide messenger RNA. Its product is annotated as BRO1-domain-containing protein. Gene Ontology annotation, molecular function: protein binding. Gene Ontology annotation, cellular component: endosome. The transcript is spliced from 3 exons. NCBI's taxonomy places the organism in Eukaryota, Fungi, Ascomycota, Sordariomycetes, Xylariales, Hypoxylaceae. The coding region runs from base 377 to 3040 and encodes 887 amino acids. The record is from RefSeq and is a predicted model, not a curated record.
UGUUAGUUAAAAGCUUCAUGAGUUCGAUAUUCUAUUGGUAGAAUGGUUCAUGCAGUCAGAUUUCCCAGUGCCAAGCCUAACCUGGACUAAGGUACAGUUGCCCCGCGCCCCACUAAAGAAACAACGGCCUAAAAUGAGACACCGACUCUUAAUCUUUCGAGUUCCAUCUUGCUGAGAGCAGGUGGGAUGAAGUCAUAACAGUUUUUACUUAUUCAAUAACCAGGAAUAAUAGAUUCACUGGUCUAACCUAGGUUACGACAAUGACACUUUGGGACCUAACUUGUCAACUGUCAAUCUAUCUUGCAUAGCUUGUCCUUCUCCUCCGCACUUCUGACUUUGCUCCUCGAGAACGGCUGGAACGAUACAUCCACCCGCCAUGCAAAACAAUAUCCUCGCGGUUCCUUUCCGGAAGGCCGCCCAUCUUUCGCUAUCGUCAGCUAUUCGACAAUACAUAUCGACCAAGUAUGACCAACACCCGGACAUGUUCCGUCAAGACCUGGAGGUUAUCGAUGCCCUAAGACGCGAUGCCAUCAACGUGCGAGAACCACAUCAAAGUGGCGUUGCGAGACUGCAAGCCUAUGCAGGACAGUUGGUCUGGAUAGGUGGGAAAUUCCCUAUAGAUAUCGGAGCAGACUUCACAUGGUAUUCCGCCUUGGGCUACAACACCGAACGACCCAUUGUACACAAUAAUCUUAAAUUCGAACUAGCCAACAUUUUAUAUAAUCUCGCCGCCUUAUACUCCCAGCUAGCUAUAGCUAGCAACCGCUCGACGACAGAUGGCCUCAAGACUGCCGCUAGCUAUUUCAGUCAGUCCGCAGGUGUUUUGGCACAUGUAAAGAACGAGAUUUUACCCGAGCUACGGACUACACCACCAGAAGAUAUGGACGAACAUACCUUGGGCUCGUUAAUACAGCUACAAUUAGCCCAGGCUCAGGAAUGCUACUGGCAAAAGGCCGUUAUGGACGGCUACAAGGAUGCAUCCAUUGCGAAACUAGCUGCUAAGGUGUCGGAUUUAUAUAACGAAGCAGGAGAGGCUGCUAUGCGUUCCGAGGCUAUCAGCAGUAGUUGGAUUCACCACAUGAGCGCAAAACACCACCACUUUGCCGCUGCUGCUCAAUAUCGUGCGGCUUGCGACUGCCUGGAGAAGCGAAAAUACGGCGAGGAAGUGGCCAGACUACGCGACGCCGUGGCUUGUGUUGCCGAAGGGCUGAAGGAGAGUCGCGGUGGCUACUUGCAUAAGGCGGUAGUAGACGAUUUAAAUGCGCUCAAGAAGAGAGUAGAUGAAGACCUCAAGCGGGCAGAAAGGGAUAAUGAUGUGAUUUAUCUAAACCCAGUGCCCCCGAAGGCCGAACUAAAGAUUCUUGAUCGAGCUACUAUGGCCUCUACACGGAUACCGCCGCAAGUAUCGGCGCCCCUGGACUACCUCAGCGAGAAGGGCGAUUUCGGACCUCCGCUUUUCACAAAGCUUGUUCCAUACUCCGUACACAUCGCCGUCUCCAUUUAUGAAGAACGAAGGGAUCGUCUGGUUAAUCAAAAUAUCAUUGCGGAAUUAGAGACACUAAAUGAGAGCAUACAUGAAGUCCUUUCGUCGCUAAAUCUUCCUGGCUCCCUUCAAGCUUUUGAAAAGCCUCUUGGUUUGCCUGGGACUUUGGUCCAACAUGCCGAGGAAAUUCGCCAAGCAGAUGCAUUACAUCGCUUACAAAGAAGUUUCGCCGAUAUUGACAAGCUACGCGCCGCCGACUUCGCCAUGUUCGAGGAGGGGAGAGAUUUGUUGCAAACGGAAGAAGAGGAAGAUGCCCAGCUACGUAGAAAACAUGGCACGGAACGAUGGUCGAGGCCCGAAAGCCGCUCUGAACCAGACCAGGGUGUUAAACUGUGGAAUCAGGUAGCGGACGCGGAAGGCUGGUUUGCAAAUAGUGCGAGUAGUGAUGGAGUUGUACGCGACAAAUUUUACAACAUAGAGCCGACAUUAGUCGUCCUUUCCGGACCUGACCGUGGCUUACUAGAUUUUGUCCCUUCGUCGCGGCGCACUGAGAUCCCGGAAUCGCUCAAGCCAGCUAUCGGCCGUUUACGCACUGCGUACAACAACAUAGCACGUCUCGAAGGUCGUCGCCGUAGAAAAGCCGAAGCUCUUCGCGAGAAGGCCCGCAACGACGACAUCAAAUCCGAUAUCCUCGCCGAGGCAGCCCGUUUAGAACGUGCCCAUACGGUAGCAACCGCUAUUGUGCCUGCGCAUUUCGAAGACUUCUUCGAGAAACGACUGGACAAACUCUACGAACCGGACCUCGAGCUGGUACAGGCCGAAGCUUCCGAGCAGGAAAAGUUCAUUACAGAGUUAAUACGGGUAAACCGCGAGUUUGAAGGUCAGAAGAAGAUGGUGGGCGACAAGGGUAAUAGGGAGAGGGAGCAGGCGCUUCAGAAACUGGAGAAUGCCUACUACAAGUACAAGGAGCUAAUCAGCAACGCGGAAGCCGGCCGCAAGUUCUACAACGAUCUCAGCCGCAUAAUAGGCGGCUUUAGAGACGGAGCACGUACUUUCGUGGCCGAAAGGAGACGCGAAGCGCGGAUGCUGGAGGACGAGUUGAACAUGCCACCGUUGAAUAACCUGAGCUUGGGAGGACCCUCAAGUCGUGUCCAACAACAACAAUCAGCAGCAGCACAGUCGGUCAGCUCCUCCUCGAGCGCUUGGGACGCUAGCUCGAGUUACAAAGUACCAAGGAUGCAAUCUCCCCCGCAGAGCUCCUUCAUGCCGCCGCCUGCACCACCACAACCGCAACCACGGCAACAACAAGUCCACGCCCCUCUCGAGGCGCAAAUCCAAUCCUGGGCGCCCGCCAGCGAAACCGUCGCACCCCAGCCGCAGCUCCCAAGAGCGAACCCCAUGCAGGGGGUCUGGAACCCCGGCGUCGGCAUCAAGUUCGCUAACACGCCACCCCCUCCUGCCGCGGGAGGAAGUGCCCAGCAGCAGCAGGAUAGUGGUAGUGGUAGGAGGCCGGUUAGUGGGACUUGGGAUCGCAGCGGCGCGAUUCGGUUCGGUUAGGAGGCGAAUACUUCGCGGCGUGUGGGUAGGGAUGGGCAUGAAAUAUGAGAUGGUGGUGAAGAUGGCGAUGGCUGGGUAGAGUUGAGCCUGAGAAAGGAGAUUGUGAUGAGGUUGGUUGGUUGGUUGUUGUAAGUACCUAGUGCUUUUUAAAUUAUUGCCCUGCAUAGGUAGGUAGGUAAUGCUUGCUUAAAGCAAUAAGAAGAACUUGGAAGAGACGAAUGAAAGAAAGAAAUAUUAUGCAGAUAAUAUUAAAGUAUCAGUGUCAGUAUUAUUGGAUGAAUGUUCUCAAGUACUAUAUAUAUAUAUAUAUCAGGUCGGCGGUUUGGGCUGGGCUGAGCCAUAGAGUACUAGGUAGGCAUCAUAAUAUAGUUCUACAACUCGUCUCAUAAGAUGUAUAUAUAUAUAUAUAUAUAUAUA